Aspergillus alliaceus is the source of this 717-nucleotide messenger RNA. RefSeq lists its product as uncharacterized. The coding region runs from base 1 to 717 and encodes 238 amino acids. The record is from RefSeq and is a predicted model, not a curated record. The transcript has 3 exons. Lineage: Eukaryota; Fungi; Ascomycota; Eurotiomycetes; Eurotiales; Aspergillaceae.
AUGCCGAACCCCAGACAAAGCAAGCCAGUAGACUUGUGGCAAACUGCUUAUCACCAGCUGGAUGAGAGGCAGCGGCGAAUUUUGCCCACAGUCCACAUCCAUGCCGACGUGGGUGACAAGGAAAAUCAAUGCCGAACGACAGUCCUGAUCGGUGAGGUCAUCCGGGUAACGGAAGAGCAGUACGAGAAAUAUCGACAGAAAGCAGAUAGUACACUUCGAGAAUCCUCGCGAAAGGUCAUUAAUGCAGCACUAUCCUUCAAAGAUAUCAUCAGCGCGGUUGGCGCCUCUGACCUUACCCAGCAUGCAGCUGCUGCUUGGAGGAUUGUGUCACUUGGGUUAACAGUGGCCAAAAACCACGAUGACGUACGAAACGCGUUGUUCGAAUCAUCGGAAUACCUAGCGGAUGUCCUCACACAUUGUGCCUUCAUUGAGAAGAAGUUCUACCAUGACAGCAACUCAAGUAUCAAGGAUGAUGUGGGAAAUACGAUAGUCAGACUCUACAGCGCUAUCCUACGUUAUACAGCACAGAUACGAAACUGUCAAGAGCCUGGCAUGGGCAGGAAGAUAUUGAAUUGUGCCGCUGCCAUUACCGAGCACCCGCUCAUGGAACUCAAGACCUCUGAGGAAAAAGAAAGGGACAAUUUACACAGGGUGGAUUGGAUUAGUCAAAUGCCACCACCGCGAAAUGGAGGCGGAGAAGACCCUCUGUCGCAUUGA